CGACCACAUUUUCUGAGUUUAAAAAGCAACUAUUACUAGAAUUCGUAAAUAACUAGACUUACAACUACGAGCUUCCGCAUGCAUUAGCAUCAUAUUAGCCUUAGCGACAACAACUCAACCCGAUUCAUUUCUUUUACGUAAGAUCUGAACAAAGCGAUUUUUCUGUCUAAACUACACUAACAACAAGAUCAUAAUAUCCAACUGCAGAAUUAUCAGAUACGAUUGAGUCGUUUGCUAAGAAUUUUUUCUGCAUUUUCGUCUCUUUCUGCAAAACAAGGAAGCUUAGAACUUUUUGGUCUGAAUCAAUCAAAGAAUAUCUACAUUGCUCGAGAAUUUAACUGAUUAUCACAAAUAAACAAGACCUCCUAUCUUAAUCGAAAUCCCACUAACGCUAACUCAGUAUCAUCUUCAACUAUCUAUCUCUCGAACACAUCUUCCAUCAAAAUGUACGGAGGAGGAAACAACAACUAUGGCGGCAUGGACGCGGGCAACUGGCGCAACACCGGUACCACUGCCUCUCCUGCCGAAAGUUCCUUUGAUUCUUCCGCUGAACCCACUCCGGCUCGUCGCUUCGGAGGAAGUAAUAUUAGAUCUCGUUCUCCUCGCGGCUUUUCCGCUGGAGGCUUCGCCGUUGGAUCCGGUGGGGGAUUCUCCAACGGUGGAUUUGCAGCUUCCGGAGGUCUCGCUGCCUUCCACAAGAAGGACCACAAUGCUGGCGCCGACAAUGUGCAGCAAGGACCGAUUGCUCGCUCCGCUAUUCACGGCAAGCAAACUGAUGACGACACUCCUCUGCCGGUCGGCGAGUGGUUGCGUCAGAACGAGGUUGAGCUGCGUGGCGGAGAUGGGAACGUCGCUAUCUGCCAGAGCUGGGAUGAAACACCCUUUCCUCCUCAGAUGAUCGACAAGUUGCGUAACUUCCCGAAGCCAAGUGUGAUUCAGUCCUGUGCUUGGCCGAUCGCCACUUCUGGGAAAAAUCUCAUCGGUAUCGCAGAGACCGGUUCCGGUAAGACACUCGCUUUCCUAUUGCCAGCUGCCUUGCACUGCAAGGAACAUUAAGACUUCCGGAAAUCUCCCAUAAUUUUGGAAAGCAUCUUGGACCUCGCGUGUACUAAAAAGGGCGAAACGAGUCCGAGAUGAAAUUUUUAAAAUGGGAGAUUCCCGGAAGGUCUAAGAACAGCAGAAGAAUGGCGGAAACCAGGGUGGCUAUGGAGGUUAUGGUGGCUACAACAGCGGAUAUGGCGGAUAUGGGCGUUACGGAGGAGGAAGUGGUCAGCCAACCGCGUUGGUUUUGGCUCCGACAAGAGAACUGGUAACAGAUUUAAUUUUAAGUAGAGAAGAUUUUUUCCGAAACAUUGAUUUUGUAGAUAGUACAGAAAACUGUAGUCCAUGGAAAUCAAAAUACAUCUUCGUCACAACAAAUUAUAUCAAAGAAAAUAAGUACAAGUAGACUCUACUAUGAUCUUUACACACGACUUGCACUUGCUAGUACCUAAGUAGACUCUACUACUAUCUUUAGACACAUCACUCGCUACAACUUCUACAACAUUUAGGUCCAGCAAAUCGAGCUCGAGUGCCAAAAAUUCACUGAUCUGCGUUCCUGCUCUCUCGUCGGAGGCCUCCCCAAGGGACCUCAGAUCGGCGCUCUCCGUCGUGGCGUCGAUCUCGUCGUCGCUACGCCGGGACGUCUCUGCGAUUUGAUCGAUAUGCGGGUCUUGUCUUUGGACAACAUCAGCUACUUCAUCCUUGAUGAAGCCGAUCGUAUGUUGGACAUGGGCUUCGAACAGGAUCUGCGCAAAAUCGAUUCCUACAUCAACCCGCAAACGAAACAGACUCUGCUAUUCUCUGCCACUUGGCCGCGGGAAGUCCAGCGUCUGGCGGGGGACGUCAUUGGCCGCAACGGCGCGACUGAGAUCCGUAUUGGCGGAGCCGGAGACAACAACUUGCGCGCCAACCCGAACAUCAAGCAGCAUGUCAGAAUCGUCAACAACUUCUCCGACAAGUCCCGUGCUCUAGGUGAGAUCCUCAACGACUUGCAUGAGAAGCAUUCCCAUGAGAACCACGGCAACUUGCCCUUGACUUUGAUCUUCUCCAAAACGAAAAAAGGCUGUGAUCAGUUGGCCCAUGAGAUCCACCAGAACUGGCGCGUCCAUGCGCAGGCAUUGCACGGUGACAAAAGCCAGCCAGAGCGUGACUGGGCUCUGGAGCAGUUCCGCAAUGGACGGCAGCCAGUUCUGGUUGCCACGGACGUCGCGGCAAGAGGACUGGACGUGAAGAAUGUCAAGUGCGUCAUCAACUACGACCUCCCGAUGAACAUUGAAGAUUACGUACAUCGUAUCGGACGUACCGGACGUGGUGGUGCUAUGGACGGUCAGGCGCACACCUUCUUCUGCGAAAAGGACAUUCAGUAACUUUCAUCUUACAUUUUUUAUUUGUGUUGACUUAUAAUUUAAAAUUUGGAUCAUUUUUAUUCGUGAUUUGUUGCAUCAGAUGGAGAACUUACAGAUUUAAUUAAAGAUUUUUUCUUCUAAGUAACACUAACUAUCGUUCGAAGAGUGAUGUUAACUGUAUCCACUUUCUGCACAUCGAUUUAAUAUUGUUUCGCGUUCCACUUUCUGCACAUGCGAAGUGCUGAAUAAAUCUUGUUGUGAUGAUGACUAAUUCUUCCUUCACUCGACUUCGUUCACUCCCAAACAAAUCCAGGGCCAACGUCGGGAAGUAUGCCAAGGAAUUGUGCCAAAUCUUGACUGAGGCAAAGCAAGAAAUUCCGGAAGAAUUGUCCCGUUUGAGCUACAGCGGUGGAUCCUCCCGUGGCUUUGGAGGGAAGGGCUAUGGCGGAAAGGGGGGUAAGGGCUUCGGAAAAGGAGGCUUCGGAGGAGGUAAAGGAGGUGGCCGUGGAUUCGGCGACCGCGGAAACAGCUUUGGGGGUGGCCGAUGGUAA
This is a messenger RNA of Amoebophrya sp. A25, 2938 nucleotides long. The record is from the annotation of a GenBank genome assembly. Lineage: Eukaryota; Dinophyceae; Syndiniales; Amoebophryaceae.